GUCAGCAGGAUGUCCAUUGAUUUUGACAGUGCUGCUUUACAGACCCAGCAGGAGGAAGAGGAGUAUGAUCAGGAAGACUACGCCAGAGAACAAGAGCUCCACAAGCUCCUGACUGAUCUCCCUGAUGAUAUGCUGGAUGACAGUGGCGACUGCCCCUCACCUGAGCUCGAGCGCUCCACCUGCAGUCACCCAGAAGACAACAACAGACCACAGCAAGCCUGGAAUGUGCCACAAUGGGAGCCUCCAAGACCUUCCCAUGAGGAACAAUAUGAAGAGUAUGAUCAAGGAUCUUAUCAUGAGGACUACAGUUAUAGGAGUCACACGUCUCAGACCAAUGGUCACCCUCAUCACCUCCAGCCCGGGACAGAACAUUUACCCUCCGGCUGGGACCCGCAGAACGGACAGAUUUACCAGUACCAGAGUGGAGACUACGCACACUCAUCUGCAGGCACGGACGAGUCCCACGGCACUGACUUCUCCACUGGGGAUGGGGCGGAGCAGGAUGCGUACACCCAUAAUGCUCUUCAUCAUGGGGCAGGUUACCAUGGAGACGAGGCCCAUACCAACAGAAACCACUUUCAGGUUUUUGAUAAUGGAGGAGCUGGGAACAAACCCACUGACCACUACAAGGCCAGUUACCAACCACAUCAACCUUCAAAUCAGCCGAAGAUGUUCAGUCCUCAAGUGACCGGUCAGAAUGGACACUUUGACCAGCUUCAGAGGGACUUCCUGGACUCAACACAGAAUACAGCAGAAGGUCAGCAGAUGGCGCAGCUACAGAUUUUAAACCGAGCUCAAUCCAGACAGAUCGAGGAGCUGGAACAGAAACUAGAGGACUGCAGGAGGAGGAUGAGAUAUCUGGAGCACCAGUUCGCCAUCGUCAAAGAUGAGAAGGACGGACUGACGGUGUCACUGAAGGAGUCCAGCGCUCUGGUAGAGGAGGCGAAAGAGAGAGAAGCUCAACUGCAGGGGAGAAUCAGAUCUCUGGAGAAACAGAUUCAGUCUCUCACAGACAGAGAGCAAGAGAGCGUAAAGCAGCAGCGUGUGGCCGAGGCGGCGAUGGACAGCAUGAAGCAGCAGAUGAUGGAGCUGUGUCGCUCGGACACUCUGACGCGAACACGUGAGCAGCACGAUAGGGACACAACCGCCAUCCGGGAGCAGUAUGAAGCCAGACUGCUCACUCUUCAGCAGAAACUAGAUGCACAAUCACAGAGUCUGAAUGAGCAGGCUGAGGCAGGCCAGCGUUUGCUGGAUCAGGUCCGGCAGCUGGAGCGUCAGAGGGAAGAGGAUCAGGUGGACAGAGCCGCUGUUAUCAACACCCUCACUCAGCGCCUGGAGGAGAGCCAGCAGCAGUGUGCCAAACUACUCCACACUGGCUCUGUACAAGAGAUGAGCCAGCUACAGAUGAAGCUUCAGCAGUCCCAGUCUGCUCGCACCAUCAGUGAAGACAUCAACAAAGCCCUGCAGGACGAGCUGACUGAACUAAAGGAACAGAUAAAUCUGUACGAGUCUGCCAUUAAACAUGGAGCCCUUUCAUUAGAGCCUAAUGGAGACUGGGAGAACCAUCUGUCUGAGUCCUACAUGGACCUGGGGAUCAAGAAGUCCAAGUGGAGAAAUGGACGCAUCCACAACACACCUCACAUUGCAGAAGCAGGAGACUCCAACCGAGAGCUGAAGAGCGAGUUGCAGCGCUGCCUCAGUCACCUGAAGGCCAAGCGGCUGAAGAUCUCUGAGCUGCAGGAGGAGCUGCGACGCUCCCAGACCAGAGCAGAGCAGCUGCAGACGCAGCUAGAGCAGGCUGAGAAGAUCGCACGAGACUCGAAGGUGAGGGAGAGCAGCUUGGAGAAACACCUGGAAGCCUCUCACGUGACUGCCGCCCCUCACAAAGACCUCAUCAGACUGCAGGAGGAGCGGCAGGUCCUGCAGGAGAGAGUGGAGGCUCUGGAGAAGAGGAAUCAGGAGCUGAAGCAGAGUGAAGAGAAGGUGAAGGCAGCCAAUUCUGAGCUCUGCACCAAGAUGAGAGAGAUGAUCCAGGAGCUGGACCAGGAGAAACAGGAAGCAGCAGAGAGGGCUGAGCGGACGCAGCAGCAGUACAGGGAUGACGUGGUGAAUCGUGUCCGUGCGGAGCUCACGCAAGAGCACACGGCUCACAUGGAGCAACUCGCCAGCCAGCAUCAGCAGCACAUCCAGCAGCUCCAGUCAAAGCUGGCUGAUCUCAGUCAGGAGGUGUUAGCUGUGCAGGAGUGCUACAUUUCUGUUUGCAAAGAGAAGGACAAGCUGGAGGAAAAUCUCCAAAACAAGCUUGAAGAAGAGAAGAGAUUGAAAGAAAUUGAGUUAAGGAAGCGAGAGGAGAGUGAGGGUGUUCUGGAGAGACUGAGGGCUGAACUGGAGUGUCAGCAUCAGGAGGACGUGUCUCGGCUCAAAGCCCAGUGGAAGACAGACACACAGGCUGAGAUUGAGCUGCAGGUCAGAGAGCAGCUGGAAGAGGCCAGGAAGAGCUGGCAGCAGGAGCAGGAGACGUUGGAGAAGUCCUGGGCUCAGAGGUUACAGGAAGCUGAGGAAGAAGUCAGGAAGGCCAGACAGUCAGACACCCGUGAGGGAGCAUGUCAGACCAGCUCGUCUGAGAUGGCGGGGCGGCUGAUUUCAGCAGAGGACCUGGAGGUCCGGCUCAGCGCUCAGAGAGAGAGCCUGCAGCAGGAGGCUGCGUCCGCCCAGGCCAGAGCCGUGGAGGAAGCAGUACGACAUGCUCAGAGAGAGCUGCAGCAAAAGCACACUGAUGACAUGGCGCUCCAGGUUGAAGGUGCAUUAUCAAGGGCUCGUUCUCGAUGGCUCCAGGACCUGACUUCCCUCCCAGAAUACAAAAGCAGCCUGCAGACGGAGAAAGAGGAAUGGGAGCGACUUCAACAGCAGCAUGUCCAGGAACAGGUAUUUGUUCCUGUGAAGGCAGUGGAGGAAAGGUGGCAGGACACGCUCCGCACCAAAUGCACUGAGCUGGAGCAGUGUAACAGGAGAAUCGGGGAGCUCCAGGAGGAAGCACUCACCCUCAGCACCAGACUGGAGCGCUUGUCCCAGGAGCAGGGCGCUCUAAUCAAAGCAGAGCUGGCUGCAGCCCGAGACGUUUGGAUCGAGGACAAGCAGGAGGAGAUGUCCCGCCUCAGGGCGCAGCUCCAGAGAGAGCAGAAGCAGAAACUACAAGCCGUCCUAGAGCAGAACCUGGAGCAAACUGACACAGAGCUACAGAAAACCCUCAGGGAAAAGGAGCAGGAGUGGAGGCGUCGACAAGAGAUCAGACUGCAGGAGGAGAGGCAGCGGGUGCUGGAGGAGGUGCUGGUGGAUCUAAAGGAGGUGCUGCAGGAGGGAGUGGAGAGGAGAGGCAGUCCAGAUGAACACAAGCUCAGCCGUGUGCCAGGAACCAUUCGGUCCAGAGUCUGGGAGAUCUGCAGAGAAUCACUCAAUCAAGGUGUCAACCAAGCCAAGCAGGAGUGGAAGAAGAGCAGCGAAGAAAAGCUGAGACGUGUGCUGAAGGAAACCCAGGAGUGUCACGAGGCAGAGAUCGCAGGUCUGACGGCCCAGAGGAAGCAGGGGGAAUGCUCUGAGUCUCUGGCCAAACUCCAGAAGAAGAAUCAAGAGCUCCAGAGACAUCUAGAAAAGGCCUGCCGCCAGCUCCAGAAGACUGUACGAGAGCACAAAAGCACCCUGCAGAAGAUCAAAGAUGAGCACGAGGCAGCCCUGCAGAAGGAGCAGCAGGCUCAUCUCAAAGCCCUUGAGGAACUGAAACAAACCUCGAAUGCAGAAGCACUUUCAAGCGGUUCAGUCAGCCAGCAGAACCUUCAAGCAGGUCUUGAGGAGAUGAAGGAGCAAUACAUGAAAGCAGUGGAGAAAAUCAGAGGCGACAUGCUGCGUUACCUGCAGGAGAGUAAAGAACGGGCGGCAGAGCUGAUCAGGACUGAGGUCCUGAGGGAAAGGCAGGACACGGCCAGACGAAUGCGCAGGUACUACCUUACCUGUCUGCAGGAGCUGCUGGAAGACGGAGGCCAGGCCGCAGGAGCAGAGAAGAAAAUCAUAAAUGCUGCUAGCAAACUGGCCGCCAUGGCCAAAGUCCUCGAGACACCGGUGGCCAAACGCAAGCUUUCAAGAACACAGAACUCUCAAGGUGGAUCAGACAAAACAGACAUUGAAACCAAUGGUUCUCCUGCUAAAGUGUUGGGUGCUGCGUCACACGGAGCUGAAGCCCACAAGGAUGGUAAGGACAAACGGAUCCAUCAGAUCUGCAGCCUAACGGACACAAAUUAUACAUCCAUGACAGCUAAACAGAAAGGUAUCAAACCUAAAGGCUUGGAACCGGAUUCCCUGAAAUCAGCAGUGAUCAGUGGAUCUAAAGACCCUCUUACGGUUGGUCAGGUAACUCAGAAACACACACACUUUGCACAUGAUAGUGUUUUUAACAGAGAUGUCAGGACCCCUAAUGUCACACUGAGAAAGCAGAGCAGGGAAAUGUUCAUGGAAGGCUUUGAGUCCGGAAGAGCAGAACCAUCAGCCGUCCAAUCAUUCCUGAUUGAAGAAGCGCCUGUUCGGGAUGAAGGUCAGAGUGACUGGAGUUUAACCAGUAACGGCUCCAACUUCAUGAACAACAUUCACCUGACAUCCUCCUAUCCCGAGCCUGGGAAGCCGUUCUCAAUGUACGGCCCCUCCUUGGGUGGGUUGGACUUUGGAAGCUCCAUCGGUGAUAACUCUGAUGUUACGAUAUACAAGGAGAUUGUUCAACCUGAGUCUUACUCGAAACCCAGCGUGUGUGUGGACAGAAGAACAAAUAAACACAGAGAGCCAGUCCCUGGAUCUGAGGGACAUGGUGUCAGGAAAAUGUGUCCAAAGAGCUUAUUUUCAGAGAUGAAAGUGCAUCAGCAGGACAGUGGGUUCGACAGCCCGUUGGCACUGCUUCAGAAAUGAAAUUUCGAUUUGUUUGUGCCUGUGCAAACAUUCUUUGUAUAUGAAAGAGUUUAAGAGUUAACCUUGUGCAAUGUGUUUUUUACUUGUUUGAGCCAAAUGUCUUUUGUACUCGUCUUAACAGUUGUGCUGUCAGUGCAUGAACUUUUACCUUUUAACUUAAUAAAGCAACCUAGUUUUGCAUUAAUUAAACUGA
Ctenopharyngodon idella (grass carp) is the source of this 5140-nucleotide messenger RNA. It is a transcript of the gene cep152, whose product is annotated as centrosomal protein 152. Lineage: Eukaryota; Metazoa; Chordata; Actinopteri; Cypriniformes; Xenocyprididae. Gene Ontology annotation, cellular component: centrosome. Gene Ontology annotation, biological process: centriole replication. Bases 10 to 4947 code for a protein of 1645 amino acids. The transcript is spliced from 28 exons. The record is from RefSeq and is a predicted model, not a curated record.